This is a messenger RNA of Emiliania huxleyi CCMP1516, 717 nucleotides long. RefSeq lists its product as hypothetical. The transcript has 5 exons. The coding region runs from base 1 to 717 and encodes 238 amino acids. The record is from RefSeq and is a predicted model, not a curated record. Lineage: Eukaryota; Haptophyta; Isochrysidales; Noelaerhabdaceae. Gene Ontology annotation, cellular component: mitochondrial outer membrane.
AUGCAGUCGCCCGUAUACUCGAUGGCGCGCGGGCCGCUGCUGCAGCUGCUGCUCAUCCAGACGCAGUACAUGCGGCGCGAGCUCGUGCAGAUGGGCGCGAUGGACACCCUCAUGGCACAAAACUCGCUCACCGCGACGAUGUCGGCGAUGCUGCCGGGCGCCGUAGCCCUCGCGCACCGUCGACGCAGUACCCCACCAACCCGGUACCCGAAUCCAGUGACGACGCUCGCGCCGCCGCUCUCGCGCCUCUCUGCUCAAGCAGGCGCGGCACAGAGCCGCUGCCCCUCAGUGCGGCUCGUGCUGCGCGAUACGGAGCGGCUCCUCCUCCGCUCGCUCGCCGCCGGCGCAGAGGUGCUGUCCGAGGUCGACCUCGGCCUGCUCGUCAUCUCGCUGCACGCGAUGCGCCAGAAGGUGCGGCGGCACCGCGUCCUCCUCUCGGCCGGAGAGCGGCAGCUCCUCUUCGAGGACUGCGCCGACCUCGAGUCGGACACCUUCGACGUGCACCACAAGAUGCUCAUCCUGCAGCGGAUGUACCGGACGCAGCCCGCGCUGCUCCUCAAGGCGGGGCCGCCCGGCGCCCCCCGCCGCAUGAGGCAGGAGCUCGGCUUCGGCAUCGAGCACGACUCGGCCGCGUACACGGACUUUGGCGACGCACGCCGCUCGCGCAGCAGCAGGCAGGCGCGUGCUCUGGGUGCGCACGGCGCGGUUGAGGGGUGA